AUGCGACUUUUCUCAAUAUUUUCCUUAGUGUGCACUACAGUGCUCAUAGUUUGCACUGCAGUUUUUUCUUCCUCGGCUAUUAUCAUUCCCACACCGGUUAACAUCCCUCAACACUGGUUGAACAAUAAUAUUUUGCGUACUAUAGAUUUAACGUCGCCCAUCGUGCGAGAAACUACCGUAAUAAUUGCACAAAAUGUUCACAAUGAUUUAGUUGGCGAGUAUCAUUUUCCUGUUAAAGAAAAAUUGGAUAAAAAUUUAGCAUGGAUCGAAGCAAAAGAACGGAAAACUGAUAUAGUAUUCGAUGUGGAGAAAGUAGAGUUUGAUUCGAUAAAUCAUAUCCAGUACUAUAAAAUUACAUUUGAUCGUCGUGUCGAGCCUCAGGAGAAAAUCACUUUAAUAAUCAAAACCGUUUUCACUCAUAUUUUAACUCCCGUGCCGUACGAAAUACCGCAAACCGGACGUCAAUAUUUAGUAUAUGAGGGAAGUCAAUAUGCUAAUAGUGCAUAUUUAUCAGAAAAGCAAAAGACCAAUAUCAAACUCGCAUUUAGCACUUUGAUGAGUUAUACGCAAAGAGAGAAUAAGGUUAAUCGUAAUGAGAAAUUAAUAACAUAUGGAUUUUACAAUAAUAUUGCACCUGAUGCUUACGACGAACUCAAAGUGCAUUACGGAUUCCAAAGACCUAUUUUUACAGUGAAAAGGUUUAGACGUGAUCUGGAAGUUAGCCAUUGGGGUGGGAAUUUAGCUAUCGAGGAACACAUUGAUUUAAAACACGACGGGGCAAAACUUAAAGGACAAUUUUCUCGUUUGGAGUAUCAACAAACGAGUCUAUAUGGACACCAAGAUAGCACUGCGGCACGCGAUCUUCAGUUAUUAUUGCCUCCGCGGGCAUCCGAUGUGUAUUAUCGGGAUGAAGUUGGAAAUGUUUCGACAUCCACAUUUAGAAAUGAGCGCGAUAGGUCUGUAUUAGAUUUUAAGCCACGUUAUCCGUUGUUCGGCGGAUGGAAUUACACUUGGAAUCAUGGAUAUAAUGUCCCAUUAAGCGAUUUUGUUCGAUAUCACCCAAAAAGUGACCGAUACAUAUUGAAUGUGCCAUUUCUUCGCGCGUUUACUCAAACAAUGUAUGAUAAAGUACAAGUUCGCGUAAUGUUACCCGAGGGUGCAAAAAAUGUAAAAGUAGAUAUUCCCUUUAGUCUAGACAAAUUAACACAUGGCGUAUUCAAGACGAAUCUCGACACGACAGGUCGAUAUUUGGUGGUACUAGAGAAAACCAAUGUAGUGGAUGAACAUUUUGAAAAUUUCCAGAUUUCUUACACAUAUGAUAAUCUGGAAUUACUACGAAAACCUUUUGUGGUAUCAGGUUUCUUCUUUGCAGGUGCCCCUUGGGACAUUGUGACGCUUGCAUUUUGGAUGCGCUAUCCAAACCCGUUCGCGUCGCAUGUUUUGAGUGUUGAUGUAAUUGAUCGCCAUGUGGAUCCUACUUCUGGUAUGUUACGAACUACGCGACUAAUUUUGAAAAAAGGCAAAGUUCCAAGUUGGGGGAUAGGGUUAAUCAGAACUCCAGAAGCUUAUAUACUCGAAGAAUCUAUUGUCGAUCCUCACACCAAAACAAUGAUAACACGCACAAAGAAUAUUACUCACGUUCGUAAGAUGCAAGUGGAGGAAUGGCAAACGUUCCGUGUAGAUUCACAGAAUAAUGAGUGCACAAAAGUCAAGAUAGAAGCAAAGAUUAUCAGUAAAUUUGGAUGGAGUCCUCUGUCGGAACGUAUUGAAGGGUUCGGGCUUAAAAAAUUUGCGGAUAAUACGGCUACGAGUCGCAUGGGGAUGUCUCACGUCUUGGAAAUGAUUCGAGAGAAUCAACGAUUGCGUUCUCGACGAGGAUUCAUGUCUGCCUGA
Ambispora gerdemannii is the source of this 1893-nucleotide messenger RNA. Lineage: Eukaryota; Fungi; Glomeromycota; Glomeromycetes; Archaeosporales; Ambisporaceae. The record is from the annotation of a GenBank genome assembly.